Messenger RNA from Plectropomus leopardus (leopard coralgrouper), 1182 nucleotides. RefSeq names its product radial spoke head 3 (gene rsph3). Gene Ontology annotation, cellular component: cilium. Lineage: Eukaryota; Metazoa; Chordata; Actinopteri; Perciformes; Serranidae. The record is from RefSeq and is a predicted model, not a curated record.
GUCUGCUGCCGCCUCUCCUGCCCCCCACCAAACAUUAACGUGAACUAGCUAACUAUCACAGCUACUUCAGUCGAUAGUUUUGAUAGAUUCCGUCAGGAAUAGAAAAAUGGCUUUUGUUUCACACAGUCAGAGGGAUACAAACGGAAGUUACACCUUCUCUAGUCGACCCAGACCUGUAGAGACCCGCUCCAAAUACCGAGAACCCCCAUCUGAACGGACAAACUGUAACUAUGGAAAUAUUAUGUAUGACCGUCGCGUUGUCAGAGGAAACACAUACGCUCAACACAUCAUACCAACUACGGCUCAGCCAGACCCUGUUGAAGCACAAAGACAACGGGAGAUUAGGAGGAGAGCCAUUGCUCGAAAACGAGCCAGGGAGCAGUUGAAACCCAGGACUCCAGAGGCCGUGCAGGGCAGGACACACAUUGAUGUACAAACAGAGCUUUAUCUCGAAGAAUUGAGUGACAUUAUAGUGGCUACAGAUAUCGAGAGCCAGACUGAUGCCUUCCUGGACAAACCAGCAACCCCGCUCUUCAUACCUGCCAAAUCUGGCAAAGAUGUUGAAACCCAAAUAGAGGAAGGAGAGCUGUUUGACUUUGACAGGGAGGUGCAGCCGUUGUUGGACGUCCUGGUGGGUAAGACGAUAGAGCAGUCUCUAGUGGAGGUGAUGGAGGAGGAGGAGCUCGCCUGCCUGAGGGCCCAGCAGAGGGCUUUCGAAGAGCUCCGAAAUAAUGAGCUGGCAGAGGUGCGGCGGCUUCAAGAGCAGGAGAGACGCCACAGCGAGGAAAAGGGGCGCAGAGUUGCCCAGCAGAGGGAAGUGUUGAAGAAAGAAAGAGAGACUGCAGAGAAGAUUGCUGCCCGGGCGUACACCCAGCAGUACUUGGCUGACCUCCUCCCUGCAGUCUUCACCUCACUGAGCAGCCACGGUUACUUUUACGACCCCGUGGAGAAAGAUAUUGAGACUAAUUUCCUCCCGUGGCUGAUGGCAGAGGUGAACAACAGUUUGGAAAAGAGAUACACAGCAAGAGCACUGCUGGACACGAUCAUACAUGAUGUGGCCCAGAAGAGACUGGACAGGUUCAAAUAGAAGGAAACACACUGAUAAGGACUCACAGGGAAAAUUUAAGGGCAUGAGUGCAUUCUUGAAAAUAAAAUGUCUUUUUUCACUGACUAAUCCAUGAU